AUGUUUCUACCAAAGAUUAAAUACUUUACUGCUGGAAGUAAUCAUGGAUACGAAGACAAACAUGAAAAAUUCGCUGCUGCUGGGUGUGAUGUAUAUGUCACCGUGCAUGCUUUGCCAAACCCCCAAACGACUAUUUACCUCGCGGAUGCUGCACUUAUAAAAGAAGUCACAAACAAUCGAGCUAAAUUUCCGAAGCCUGUUCACCAUUACGGGGUACUCUCAUUCUACGGAGACAACAUUGUGGCAUCUGAAGGGGAACAAUGGAAGAAGUAUAGGAAAAUAGCUGCUCCUGCGUUUUCUGAACGCAAUUAUAGUCUUGUUUGGGAUGAAACAUUGGACAUCGUAAGAGGCCUCUGCGAUGAUCACUGGAAAGGUCGCGAAACCGUCGAAGUUGACAAUUUUGUGGAUAUUGCCUUAGCAAUGACUUUAUAUGUAAUAAGCGGCGCUGGCUUUGGCAAGAAAAUAUCAUGGAAAGACGACACUGAACUUCCAGAAGGACACCUCAUGUCGUUUAAGGACUCAAUGCGCGUCGUAACUGCAGAUAUAACACUUAAGAUUGCCUGUCCCGAUUGGAUGAUGAAUUUCACAAAACGACUGCGUCGCGCUAAACUGGCGUUCAAAGAGCUGCGCGAAUAUAUGGUAGAAAUGAUUGAAGAGCGUCAGAAGUCAGACAACACCAAUCGCCAUGAUCUUUUCACGGGUCUUUUGAGAGAAAAUAAAAGCGUAUUCGAAUCUUCAAUGCUGACGGACGAUGAAUUAAUUGGUAAAACUUACCUUGCUGAGACUGGAAGGCACGCGACCACUGGACAUACAUUAGCGUUUACAUUUGGUCUUCUUGCUUUGUAUCCUGAGGCGCAAGACAAAGUUUUGGCAGAGAUCCGGUCUAUCGUGCCAGAUGGAAAAGAACCUUCAUACAGCGACAUGAAUCGGAUGAGAUAUACUUUGGCUCUGUUGAACGAAAGCAUGAGGAUGCAUCCUGUCAUCACUCAUAUACCGAAGACACCAUUUGAGGACACCACUCUCGUUACCACCAAUGCCAACGGAGAGAAGGUAACAGUCCCUGUUCCUGCUGGAACAGACAUAAACAUCUUGACAGCUGGACUGCAUUAUAAUCCUCGAUACUGGGAUGACCCCCACACUUUCAAACCAGAACGUUUCCUGAAGGACUGGCCGCGCGAUGCCUUUAUGCCUUUUAGUGCCGGCCCUCGAGCGUGUCUAGGGAGAAAAUUCUUUGAAACAGAAGCAAUCGCCACAGUCGUCAUGCUUGUGUCUCGGUACAAAAUCACCGUGAUGGAAGAGCCAAAAUUUGCAGGCGAAACCUUUGAGCAGCGUAAAGCGAGAGUUAUGGCCUGCGAUAGGUAUAUAACCACCGUGCCCACCAAGAUUCCUCUUGUCUUUACUCGAAGGACAUGA
This is a messenger RNA of Psilocybe cubensis, 1413 nucleotides long. RefSeq lists its product as uncharacterized. Bases 1 to 1413 code for a protein of 470 amino acids. NCBI's taxonomy places the organism in Eukaryota, Fungi, Basidiomycota, Agaricomycetes, Agaricales, Agrocybaceae. Gene Ontology annotation, molecular function: heme binding; oxidoreductase activity, acting on paired donors, with incorporation or reduction of molecular oxygen; monooxygenase activity. The record is from RefSeq and is a predicted model, not a curated record. The transcript has 17 exons.